AUAUAAAGUCAGCGCCUAGAAUAGCAUAGCAUAGUAUUGAAUUAAAAGUGGAAGUGAAAACUUCAAGCAAAUCGGAGCAGAGACACAAAAUCAAGCGUUUUAUAUUUUUAAGCGAAUAAAGAAUUGAAAUUCAUUUUAAAGUAUUAAGUGUGAAAAUUUUUGAAAAAAAUUAUUUGAGAUGGCUGAUGUUGAAACACAAGAUGUAGAAACCUUCGCUUUCCAAGCUGAAAUUGCUCAGCUUAUGUCAUUAAUCAUCAAUACAUUCUAUUCAAAUAAAGAGAUUUUCCUUCGUGAAUUGAUUUCAAAUUCUUCUGAUGCUUUAGAUAAAAUUCGCUAUGAAUCAUUAACCGAUCCUAGCAAACUUGAUUCUGGAAAAGAACUUUACAUUAAAUUAAUUCCAAACAAGGCAGCUGGAACAUUGACAAUCAUUGAUACUGGUAUUGGUAUGACUAAAGCCGAUUUAGUUAACAAUUUGGGUACCAUCGCCAAAUCUGGAACCAAAGCUUUUAUGGAAGCUUUACAAGCUGGUGCUGAUAUUAGUAUGAUCGGUCAAUUUGGUGUAGGUUUCUACUCUGCAUAUUUAGUAGCUGAUAAAGUUACUGUUACUUCUAAACAUAAUGAUGAUGAACAAUAUACAUGGGAAUCGUCAGCUGGAGGUUCUUUCACAAUUAGAACAGAUCAUUCAGAACCAUUAGGACGUGGUACCAAAAUUGUUCUUCAUAUUAAAGAAGAUCAAGCUGAAUAUUUGGAAGAAAGUAAAAUUAAGGCUACAGUUCAAAAGCAUUCUCAAUUUAUUGGAUAUCCAAUCAAAUUGGUAGUAGAAAAAGAACGUGAAAAAGAAGUAAGUGAUGAUGAAGCUGAAGAAACCAAAGACGAAGAUAAAAAGGAUGAACCUAAAUUAGAAGAUGUAGGUGAAGAUGAAGAUGCUGAUAAAGAAAAGACCAAGAAAAAGAAGAAAACUAUUACAGAAAAAUAUGUUGAUGAUGAAGAGCUUAACAAAACUAAACCCAUUUGGACACGUAAUGCCGAUGAUAUUUCACAAGAAGAAUACGGAGAAUUUUAUAAAUCAUUAACAAAUGAUUGGGAAGAUCAUUUGGCAGUUAAACACUUUUCAGUAGAAGGUCAAUUGGAAUUCAGAGCAUUACUUUUUGUACCAAGACGUGUUCCAUUUGACUUAUUUGAAAAUAAGAAAAAAUGUAAUAACAUCAAAUUAUAUGUUCGUCGCGUGUUUAUCAUGGAAAAUUGUGAAGAUUUAAUUCCCGAGUGGUUGAAUUUCAUUAAAGGUGUUGUAGAUUCAGAAGAUUUGCCUUUAAAUAUUUCACGUGAAAUGUUACAGCAAAAUAAAAUUCUUAAAGUAAUUCGAAAGAAUUUAGUGAAAAAAUGUAUUGAACUCUUCGAAGAAUUAAGUGAAGAUAAAGAAGGAUACAAAAAAUUCUAUGAUCAAUUCAGCAAAAAUAUUAAAUUGGGAAUUCAUGAAGAUACACGCAAUCGUCAAAAAUUAGCUGAUUUCAUAAGAUUUUACACAUCAGCUUCUGGUGAUGAAUACUGUUCACUUGCCGAUUAUGUUAGCCGUAUGAAGGAAAACCAAAAACAUAUUUACUUCAUCACUGGGGAGAGUAAAGAACAAGUAAGCAACUCAGCCUUUGUUGAACGAGUUAAGAAACGUGGAUUCGAAGUUGUUUACAUGACAGAACCAAUUGAUGAAUAUGUCAUCCAACAUUUGAAAGAAUAUCAAGGAAAACAAUUGGUAUCUGUUACUAAAGAAGGUUUAGAAUUACCAGAGGAUGAAGAAGAAAAGAAAAAGCGUGAAGAAGAUAAAGCUAAAUUUGAAGGUCUUUGCAAGCUUAUGAAGCAAAUUUUAGAUAAUAAGGUUGAGAAGGUCACUGUAUCAAACCGUUUAGUUGAUUCACCAUGCUGUAUUGUAACAUCUCAAUUUGGUUGGUCUGCUAAUAUGGAACGUAUUAUGAAAGCUCAAGCACUUCGUGAUUCUUCAGCUAUGGGAUACAUGACUGGUAAAAAACAUCUUGAAAUCAAUCCAGAUCAUCCAAUCAUUGAAACAUUGCGUCAAAAAUCUGAAGUAGAUAAAAACGACAAAGCUGUCAAAGAUUUAGUUAUUCUUCUUUUUGAAACAUCAUUACUUUCAUCUGGUUUUUCAUUGGAUAGUCCACAAGUUCAUGCUUCAAGAAUUUACAGAAUGAUUAAAUUAGGUUUAGGAAUUGAUGAGGAUGAACCAAUGGCUGUUGAAGAAAAUGCAGCAGGUGCUGCCGAUGUUCCACCUUUAGUAGAUGAAUCUGAGGAAGCAAUUUUCAUGGAAGAAGUUGAUUAAGGUGGAAACCAUAUUUCUUAGUUGUUACCGCGUUGUAGUGGUUUAAAGAAGUUACAAUAGUAUCAUUUCUGCUAUAAUUAAGUUCGAUGUUUGAUUCCAAUACUAUCUUAGUUUAGAAAUAGAACAAUAAAUUAACAAUUCAAAAUUUUAAGUUUAUUUGACUGAAUCUUAAUAUUGAUAUUUUUGUUUAUUUAUUCUAAUAAAUGCGCAAAAUUGCCUAAAAUUAAA
Molecule: messenger RNA, 2554 nt
Organism: Condylostylus longicornis
Lineage: Eukaryota; Metazoa; Arthropoda; Insecta; Diptera; Dolichopodidae
Product: heat shock protein 83
Exons: 2
Coding region: 179-2326 (715 amino acids)
Biological process (GO): protein stabilization; protein folding; cellular response to heat
Cellular component (GO): cytosol; protein-containing complex; perinuclear region of cytoplasm
Molecular function (GO): disordered domain specific binding; ATP binding; ATP-dependent protein folding chaperone
Source: RefSeq, a predicted model, not a curated record